GUAGCGCCGAGCAUCGGGAACACAGCGCAGAACAAGACGGUACCAUUCUUUGGGUGCCGGUCACCGCGGAGCAUUCAUUUUUAGUAAGAAAUUGGCUCUCGAAUUAGAGCUCGCGCGCGUUCGCGGUGACUGCAAGAGAGACACCUGUUGCGUCGUUAAGUAAGCCGGCCGCCGCGAAACACGAAUACACAAUACGAGAUGCGUUAUUCGAACGUGCUUGCGCGCAAUUAUUCCUUCAUUCAGUGACUACGUGAUUCGUUGAUCGUUAGUUUCGUAGCGACGAGAAGAAAGAUUUUUCGAAGAGGAUCUCGAGACACUUCGUUUCUCUUGUUCGCAACGAAGGAAAACAGUCUCUCGCGUGACGCGAAGUGCUACUUCGGACCUCUGAUACGUUUCGUCGAUUAAAAGGAGUUGUGAAAUAAAAGCCACUGGUCACCGGUGGAAAUCAGAAGCAGGAAGGUGUUACCUAGGUAGGAGAGACGGAUCGGGAAAGUUCUGUCGCCGAAAGGUGUAACAAAAGAGAAGAAGAAUGUCGAAAGCAGUUGGACUUGAGGAUGACCAACGAUUCGCGUUGAUGAAAUUUAGGCGGUCAGUUCAAGACGUUCUAAAGCAACCGUAUCAUGACGAUAACUUUCUACUGCGCUGGCUUCGAGCAAGAAACUGGAACCCCGUGGCCGCAGAGAAGAUGCUGCGCGCCUCUAUGGAGUGGCGAAAACAAUGGGAGGUCGAUAAGCUACCAGAAUGGGAACCUCCUCAAGUCUUGAACGACUAUCUACCUCACGGUCUGUGCGGUUUCGACAAGGAUGGAGCUCCAGUGGCCGUCGUAUACUUUGACUCUUUUGAUAUUUACGGGAUUUUGCACGUCGCUUCGCGUAGAGAUAUGAUAAGAGUGACCAUAAAGCGUCUCGAGGAGUAUCUUAAAAUAUGCAGAGAGCAAAUGCAGAAACAUGGUCCUGCAGCUGGUCAAGUAGUCGUUAUCUUCGACAUGCAAGGAUUCAAUUUGAGGCAAUACCUCUGGAGACCAGCUGGAGAGGUUGUCAUCACUUUAAUUCAAAUGUACGAGGCCAACUAUCCAGAGAUCUUGAAGACCUGUUAUAUAGUCAAUGCGCCGAAAGUGUUUGCUUUCGCGUUCUCAGUUGCAAAGAAGUUUAUGGAUGAGUACACCUUGUCGAAAAUUCAAAUAUACAAGACUGAUCCUGCAAAGUGGCAGAGAGCCAUAUUCAGUAACACAUCUAGGGACCAAGUACCUGCAUACUUCGGUGGUACUCUCAAGGAUCCUGAUGGCAAUCCAAAAUGUGGAACAAAGAUUUGUCUUGGAGGUAAAGUCCCAAAAGAAAUGUAUGUAACUAAUACAGAGAAAGAUAAGGAGAACUUUACUACAGUUACAAUUAAGAAAGGUGGAAAGUUGGAGCUUGAUUUGCCUGCAUCAGAGAUGGGAUCUAUAUUGAGUUGGGAAUUCCGAACGGAGAAUCAUGAUAUUAGAUUUGGUAUUGUGAAGAAAGAUAACAAUGGGUCGUAUAAGGAAGUGAUACCUAUGCGACGAGUGGCCGCUCAUCAAUUAGAUGAAAUCGGAAUUCUGAACUGCGAAGUACCUGCCACGUAUUCCGUUGUUUUUGAUAAUACUUAUAGUCUAUUGAGAAAUAAAAAAAUUCAUUACUCCGUGCGUGUUCUACCACCGUCGGAACCGCAAGAAAUAAUACCAGCUUCUUCAUAA
This is a messenger RNA of Habropoda laboriosa, 1714 nucleotides long. RefSeq names its product SEC14-like protein 2. The transcript has 11 exons. Gene Ontology annotation, cellular component: cytoplasm. Lineage: Eukaryota; Metazoa; Arthropoda; Insecta; Hymenoptera; Apidae. The record is from RefSeq and is a predicted model, not a curated record. The coding region runs from base 530 to 1714 and encodes 394 amino acids.